UGACCCGGCCUCCAUCGUCCAGCGUUUCACGAGCAGCAUCUCUCCAAAUCUCUCUGGCUGCCAAACUGAAGCAGGCUCUGCUGAUCCAGAAUGCCGCUUCUGUUCCGGGACGCCGCUUUGCUUCUGGUUCUGCUCGGCUGCUGCCCAGCUUCUGCUGCAGACGACUGUGACCUGCCGCUGAAGGUGGAGAGACACGACCUGCACCAGCUGUCAGAUGUUCGUUGGGUUCUGGUGGAGGCCUUCACUGACUACCCUGCAGGCCAGAAUAUACUCAGGAGUGCCGGCAGCUCCACGGUGGAGAUGAAGCACAACGGCGACAACAGAACCUUCCUCAUCACUGAGGCUAUCAGAGCAAACGGAACAUGCAUUUUCUUCCGAUUCAACAUGUCGAUUCCCGACCCCGACACGUCCAACCACAGCUUACAUCUGGUCAGUGCAGGAGUGAAAGAGGUGGACGGCGAGGUGUCUCCCUAUGACGACCAGGGCCGGGCCCACAUGUACCAGUUCAUCCCAGGCAGCCUGGUCACCCUCUACAACCUUGUCUUCCAGGGAAGGCCGGCCAGAACACUGCUCAUGUACAGAAGGGAAGGGGAACACCAGGAUAUCGAUGAGCUAAAGGCUGCUUCAAGUGAACACAGGAGGAUAGCAGAGUGCCUAAAAUUCAACGUCCCAGCCGACUUCCUCUACGAUGGUAAAACAGAGACUUGCCCGGAUGAGAGGAAAGGCCAGACGGAUGACUGACACAACAAAAUGUCCUUUUUGAACAUAAACAAAUGUAUUUUAUGAUUAAGACAUUAAAAAACAUAUAUUGAACUAAAAAUAUUUGUUUGUUUUUUUGUAAUAAAAGUUUGUUUUUUAAAAAUAAGCUUUUUUUUCUUACAGUUGAGACAUUUACUUAAGGUUUCUCUCUGUCUCUUUUGCAAAUAAAACUCUUUAAGUGAACAAGCUUUUUCUCCUUCAAUAAAAAGUAGAUGAUGACUCUGAUUUAUUCCUUGUAAACAAAAAAAAUUAAUUCCAAAACAUACAAAAAGAGAAUGUGUGCAUCUAUAAGUCAUAUAUUUGCCACUAAAACACAGGCUGUGUUUAGGUUUUUUCAUUACUGUCAAAAUAUAAGGUAAUUUGAUUUUUUUUUAAAUUUGUUGAUGAUUUGACUGUUACGGUUUCAGUCACUUUGUGUUUUGUUCCUUGAUUUCCUGUUUUAUUUUGUAGUAUUUCCUGUUUUGUUGUUGUUUCGAGUUUUACCUUGCCCCAUCAGUCCUGAGUGUUUCCACCUGUGUCUUGUUGCCUUGUAUGUAUUUAAGUCCUGUCUUUCCCUUCCUCCUGUGCUGGUCCAUAUUGUAUUCUUCCCCGGUUUUUCGAGCUGAGUGCUUUGUCUCGAGAUUCUAGCCUGCCGUAUGCAGUGGUUUUGUUUUUGUCUUUAGUUUAUGUUAUUAAACCCUAUUCCCUGCCUC
This is a messenger RNA of Oryzias latipes (Japanese medaka), 1451 nucleotides long. Its product is annotated as saxitoxin and tetrodotoxin-binding protein 1. NCBI's taxonomy places the organism in Eukaryota, Metazoa, Chordata, Actinopteri, Beloniformes, Adrianichthyidae. The record is from RefSeq and is a predicted model, not a curated record.